Frankliniella occidentalis (western flower thrips) is the source of this 1003-nucleotide messenger RNA. RefSeq lists its product as uncharacterized. Lineage: Eukaryota; Metazoa; Arthropoda; Insecta; Thysanoptera; Thripidae. The record is from RefSeq and is a predicted model, not a curated record. Gene Ontology annotation, molecular function: odorant binding. The coding region runs from base 148 to 786 and encodes 212 amino acids. The transcript is spliced from 7 exons.
UCAGGCCGCAGGCAGAACGCACGCUGGGUCACGAGAGUCACACUGCUACAGAGUGUGUCCGUCAAAAGCGCGUCGUCAUCUUAAUUUGGGUGUUCUAUCUGGGACUUCCCUUUAGGCGUCCGGUGCGUCGCCCUCCCGGUCCUCGCCAUGGCGCGCGGUGCCCUGCUCGUCCUGCUGCUGGCAGCGCCCGCCCUCUCGUCCAUGUACCCCGACCUGUCCGAGUUCAAGAAGGGCCUCAAGAUGAACGCGCAGCGGUGCGCCAACGCCCAUCACGUCCAGUACCUGCAAGUCAUGGCCAUGAUGGAGGCGCCGAUGAGGACUGGCUACGACCGCAACUCGAAAUGCUUCAUCUGCUGCCUCAUGGAGAAGUACGAGAUGCUCACUCCGGACGGCGAGUUCAUGGACGGUACCAUGCGUCGCUAUGCCCUGGACCUGCCGGAGAGCCAGUUCAAGACGGUGGUCAACAAGUACCUCGACUUGUGCCUGCGCGAGGGUGGGUCACAGCGCCAGAGGAAAACCAAGGAGUACAGUGCACACCACUCCGUCGACCUGCUCUUGAAUAAUGACGACAUCUGUGAGAAGUGCUAUCAAUUUGCCAAAUGCUAUUAUGAUCGUUCAAAAGUGAAACCAGACGGCAGUAGAAAACAAUAUUACCAGCGCCAGCAUCUAAAUAACUACUAUGAGGGUUCUUCAGGCAGGCUUUUCCAGUCGGUGGGCAACUGGGCCAGCAAUCAAUGGAAUCAUGCAACUAACGGCCCAAAAGGACUUCGUGAUGCGAAAAACUAGCCCUCUAAGGAGCACAAACAGCUUUGCUUAAAACAUAUUUUAACAAAAUCAGUAUUGAUAUAUGCGCAAUCAACCAAUCCACAAGUACAAAACAACAUUGUAAGAAAUUAUUGUAAAAUGCAAACAAAACUUAAAAUUGAACAUACUUGCCUUCAGCAAAAUUAUUGAGACUGUUCAAAAAUAAGAGCAAGAAAUAAUAAAAUGCAUCACAAACUUA